UCAACGUUCACCCUCCUUGACCUUGACUACCAACAGCUCAAUCCACAGUCAUGGCUUUCUUCAGACAAGCAACAGCGUCGCUGCGCCUCGCCACACGACCUUCGGUCACCUCAUUGGCCACGCCCGCAACCACGUCCCACUUCCACUCCUCAGCCCUCCGUCUCGCCCUCUCAACAGACGCCCGCAAGAAGAUUGACGCGGCUGUGUCUGCCAAUCCCCUCGUCAUCUUCAUGAAGGGCACUCCCGACCUUCCCAUGUGCGGAUUCAGCCGCGCCGUCUGCCAGAUCAUGGAGGUUCAGGGCGUCAAGCCCGACAGCUUGAAGACGUACAACUGCCUUGAUGACCCGGAGCUCAGGGAGGGGAUCAAGGAGUACAGCAGCUGGCCGACCAUCCCGCAGGUGUAUGUGAACGGAGAAUUCGUGGGUGGAUGUGAUAUUAUGCUGUCAAUGCACCAAUCAGGCGAACUCGAGCAGGUCUUGGAGAAGGCAGGCGUUCUCCAGCCUCUGCCCCCGCCGUCGCAGCAGCAAGCGCAGUCUUAGGCGGUCAGCUACGGCGGAAACAAAGGAUGAAAUCCAAUCGCGGGUUGAUGGACAGCCCACUUCGUCUGCCAGUCAUGAAUAGUGACAUUUUCAGUGCUGGACAGCAGCCGCUCACACAGGGCAAUGAUUCAUUGAGGCUUGAUUGUUGAGGUCGAUUCGGGGCGAUGGCAGCAAGGGAGGAGAUGACGCCUUCGCUCCCAGUGACUCAUGAAGAGGCGCGCUGAUGGUCGAAUCAUGUCGUCGGCUCAUUCAUUGUCUGCCACUCUUCCUGUCCCUUGCCAUUGCAGAUCCUCACCGACAAUGACCACUCCUUCUCAG
Molecule: messenger RNA, 857 nt
Organism: Jaminaea rosea
Lineage: Eukaryota; Fungi; Basidiomycota; Exobasidiomycetes; Microstromatales
Product: monothiol glutaredoxin
Exons: 3
Coding region: 51-539 (162 amino acids)
Source: RefSeq, a predicted model, not a curated record